AGUUCAGAUGAGUCGCGCGACAAUGCCGACUUCUCGCCUAACGCAGGGAAGGGGAACUUCUGGCUAACCGCCCAUGGCCAGUGUCCGGCCCACAAUUGGAUUUCAUCCACCCCAUGGCCACAUGAAGCUCACCACAUUGCAACGUUUGUAUGUAUGCUGAACUUCUUUCGCACGGUACGUAGCUAACCGUGCUAAUCAGAUGUGUGGGGGAAUGACAAUAAACUAAACACAAAGCAGUUCUAAAGUUUUCAUCCUAGAUGUAAAAGUGCAUAGCGCCAGUGGUUUCCUAAUAUCGGAAAGAAGAGCAUUCCAGACGGCCGCAGAAGCGCAUCUGAAAGCGCACAAUGCAUUUGACCAUGUUUGUUCAAUGGUUAGCCAAAAGCCGCUGCUGCAAGGCUGACCGGCCUACAGACAUACUUUUAUCUGUCACUGCAAGCGUCAUGACCACAGUAAUUGAGUACUGGAGUGGAGUUUAUUUUUUCCAGGCAUAGAUGCGUUUCAAAUUUGUGGAUCUUGCUGCAAGGUGGUCUAUUGUAAUGACAGAAGUGUGUGUUAAUGUGCGGUUGCCCACCAAAGGUUUUUAAAAGUCCUAUUCGGCCCGUUGCAAGGAAAAGGUUCCCCAUCCAUGACUUCCCGGUCUGGAACGCUUAACGGAAUGGAGGCAGGAUUUGAGCGCAUGCAAUGCUAUCACACAGCUCGCCAGUCUCCAAGUCGGCGCACAAGCGGUUUCGUUUAUGCAUCGGGUGCUAGUGUGUGUGAAAUUGGCCAUAGGUCGCUGGUCUCUAUACUGACAGGGCCACGUCCUCUUCCACUACUGGCAAACUAAUGCACAUUUGCAGGCCGGUGCUGCAUUCAUCUGAUGCCUCUGCAUCAGAAGAUCAGCUGCUGCCACGGGGUCCCCCUUGGUGAGCCUGCAGCAGGGCAUCGGAAAGGUUGAGACAAUAUGUGAUGCAUGGUGCUACGAGUUACCGAGGCAUUUAAGCGAACGCCCGUGUACAGGAUAAUCCUUAUUGCGCUGUGACUGCUGCUGCCAACGUAGACGUAUUCUUUCCUUUGUGGCAGGUGGCGCCCCCUAACUGUGACGUGACGCGCGCGCAUAUUUAUGAUACUGGGCUGGCGUGAAAUAUUUUUCGAAUUUUGCAACAUGGGUGACCAGGGUAAGCAUACGGGUGCAUUGGGGUAACUUGUAAAUAUACACACGCACACACAUGCUCUUUGGCCUCUAGGGUUGUGUAAGUAGCCCUUGGGGCCAUCUGUACAUUGCAUAGUGUAACUUGCAAGCCAAUGCGAAUUAGAAAAUUGUGUUGCAAUUAAGUGUAGUUUGGUACUGCCCCGCCACCAUUCAUUGACACCUACUGUAUGUAUUCAAUUGCAAGGUUGCACAUUAUGCUGUCCCACUUUACCAAACGCCAGUCCUCGCACCCCACCCACCGCAUUUCCUUGUUUACCAUUCGCCAUUCAAUUUCGGAUUGCGGCGGUGCUGUUUUGGCAGUGGUGCUAAAUUACGAAUGAUAAAUGGAACACGUUCGUCAAUAACAAAGCCUUAAUAAGGAAACAUAAUAGGUGACGUUUCGGGCAAUGAUCCUUCAUAGCACACAUGUACAGAUUUUUGCUACAUGCUGAAUGUGUCUGACUGGUAAACACAUCCCACAUGACGACAUUUGGAGCGCCGAUUCAAUAGAGGAUGUGGCAUUGCUCUUGGCAGCACAUGAGACACGUUUACACUCGCACAAGGUCCUCUAUUUUUAUUUGAAUUUGAGCUCUACGUUACAUUGGACACACACAAGAUCCUCUCUGUCAAUUGGCACAUAACAAAAAAGCCUCAACCGCCAUGCUUCAUUCUUCACCGAGCUGUGUUGACAUCUAAACUGUGCUUAUGCCAUGGGAGGUGCAGGGUACUUGUGCCAGGCAAGGUAGAAGGAUACGGGACAGGCCCACGUGUUUAUUAUGGGUUGUCCGAGGUAGCUGGCAAAUGCCUCGUGGGACCUACAUGUGGUACACGCACGUACAAACGUGCACUGGAUUUCAAUUUGAACAUUUAUCCACUGUUCUCUACGCACAAGUUCUCUUAAAUUGAAUCUGCUUUGUCACAUGGGCCUUGUUUACCAGUCAUCAGGCGUGUGUGGCACGUAUGACUUUGUUUUGUACGUGAAUGGAGAUUAGUAAAUUGUUUUAAAGGCACUCCAUAUAUGGGGCAAGAGAGCUGGAGAAUGGUAGAGCCUGUAUGAGUAUCUGAUGCUCGGGAUGACACUCGCAGUUCUGACUGUUGCCGAGUGAUUUUUAUUGAGCAACUUCUCCAAACGAUCGGCGCUUCUCUGGUGAUCGUGCGAGCCGCCGCUUUAUACGGAGGCUGCUCUUCUUAGUCGCUCGGCUCAAGCCUGGCUCCCACCUGGCUCAGACUACCACAUGGCUCUGGCACCCACAUGGCUCCUGCUCGAGCCGCUUGGUUGCAUACAAAGACUCGGAGUGGCUCGGCCAUGGCUUGACUCAGCUUCUGGAAACCCUGAGCAUGGCUGGGGUGGGAGGGCACUGUGCUUGGAGCCAGUUCAAGUGAAACAUCACUUUGGGCUGGCUCGCCUUGAGCCAAGCCUCAGCGAGCGAUUAAUAAGAAUACCGGCCUGGGGUUUUGUUGUUGCACUUUUCGCGAUUCUCAUUUCACAAACGCAUUUGUAAGGACACGUCCCUCAAGUGUUUUAAAAAUAUAUAUAUCUUUAAAUCUGAUUUGCAAAUCGUGAAAACGUAAUUCGGUAACCGAAUCCUGGAAGAGGCGCAUGGUGAACACGGACGCAACGAACACUUCCUCUCGUGGUCCAAAGGAACGGCAUUGUACAAGGACGUGAUUGAGCUGUCCCGAGGUGCAUGGAUUCAAGUAAAGUGCACAUGCGUCAUCGAUUGUGUGAGCGGGGUGUAGCGACGCAUUGAUUCAUAGAUUUAAUGUCGAUCGUUCAGAUCUCGAUAGUGCUUAGAAUCGCGCGCGUGCACCAGUCAACGUUAUACUAUUUCCUCGUUAUUCGCGAGGGAUACGUUCCGGAGAUGCUCAUGAUUCGCAAAUUUCGCUGUUAAUUUUGACCUACAUAAAUACAUAAAUAAGCUAUUCAAUACGUGAAAAGUAUAACAAAAAAUGUAAUUGGUUAUAAUAAACAAAUAAAAUAAAUAUUGAGGUAUUAAAUAGUUUAUAAAUGCAUUUACUUCAAAUUAUGAUAAUGCUGUGCAUCACUUUAUCUCAUCAAUUUCUCAUAUUCUCUCAUCUCUUUCUCUCCAUGCAGCAGUCGUGUAGAGUUCCAGAUGCAAUUUGCGGAUAACCAAAAUAGCGGCUGUCAAGUUCGUGAACAACGAGAGAAUGCUGUACGAUUGAUGUGCGUUGCUUUGCAAUUGGUGUUCUUGACCCCUGUUACCGCUAAGAGAGCCGCUCCAUUCACAACGUUCCAACGAAAUUCCGUUACGCCCAUUGGUAAAAUUACUGCAUUGUAGAUGUCAAUGAAAGACCCAAAAAGAUAAGCUUUUGCUAUGCACGGCAUCUCACAGGUUUUGAUGUUUUUCUUUUUUUAAUGCGUGUCAACAAUGUAUUAAAAGUGUUGGUGAUUUUAAGUAGGCGGUGAGAGAUCCCGUGAUCGCCCUUCACUGCCCUUGACUUCAAUUAAAGUUUCUCAACAUUGCAAAUGCCUCCAUAAAUAUGUUGCUCCUUAUUUAAAACACAUUCCUGCGGAGGGAGCUGGUAGGAACGUUGGGUUGCUCGGUCAAUGGUCAGGGUCAACGGCGGCGUGGUGUAUUCCGCAAAUAUGGCCGACUGAGGGCGGGUACAAGCCCGCGUGAGUAGGUUAAACGUUGAGUUUUAUAAGGACACCACGGGGUGACCAGCCCCUCUCCACCCAUUUUUGGGUGCACAACGGACGGACGGACACAAUAAUCCCCUGUGGGCUGGUGGAACCAGGUGGUUCCUACCAGUAUUAUACAGGAUACUACGUUCAUGCACGAGUAGUGGUGCUGUGAUCAGCAUGCCUACGCUAUUAACCCGGCAAUUUUAGCUCAAUUUACAACCACGGCUAACAUCUGUGGCGAGAGAUUUCUGAACUGGUCCUGAGCACUCACACCUUAAUGAAGGGUUUACACACGUGUUCGGAGGAACCUUGCUGAGAAGCGCUGUAUAAGGUAUUAAAAUUGGUUUGUGUUCACCGUUGUGGUGCUGGGUAUGUGCUCCAUUUGACCGUUUAAUGUCGGCCAUACCGCCAACCCGGCCGGUGCGGUGAGCAGAGAGUGCAAUACAAAUAACCUCAUGUAUUUACAAAGUACUUGCAUGGCCAUGGCUGUAUGUAAUGCAUUUUUGUGAUUUCAGCAGUUGUACAUGGCUUGAGUCGUAUAAAUAUGACAAACCAAGGGAAUAGUUUGUAUUUGCUGAACAGGAGUAAAAAUAGGAUUUUCAGCCAGCUGUGCUUAGGAAAGUCCACUAUUCAGAACAAGCGUUAUUUUAAUAUAUGUUUUUCUCAACGUUCCAACUCGGAUCCAAUGAAAUGAGGAUGUGGCUCUUUUGUUAUUUUGUUUUGUCACCUAUACUAUGUAAUAAUUACUGGUGCUGUUUUAUGUGAGUGGGUGGUUUUAUUUUCUUCGAAGCAAUCUGUGUGUCGGCGAGAAUGUGGUGGUGAAGAUGAGAUUUAUUUUAAUCUUUUUGCGACAACCCCUCAAUUUUCCAUAGCAGAGUUUACCGUAACGCUUCGGAUUCCACAUCUAUUAUUACAACAAAAAAUACCGCGGGCUUCUUCGCUAAGUCACUCUCCGUUCAAUUUAAAGGAAAUGAAAACAAUUGUCAUCGUCUCUCUUGCACUUUCAGCUGCAUGUGCUGCUGUUGGUCUUGCGUGUUCUUGGUCGUAAGUGGCGCAGGGGUUCUGCUGCUACCGCUGUUUGCCCUGUGAUUGCACGCACUGUUUGGCUCAAGCCCCAAGGGCCUCCCCAUUCAAACAAAAGCCGGGCAUACUGGCUUUAGAGUUCCAGAGUGAAAAGCUGGGGGGGGGGGGGAUUAUCCACCGCGUAUCCCAGGGCCACCACGCUGUAAAUAUUUGCAUUUCAAUACCUGGUAACGCGGGCAGGCGGGCCACAGAGUUGAGGAACUCCGCCAUCGUUGCCGUCGCCUUUUUUGCGAUCGGCGCGUCCCCUGUUCCAUCGCUAACUUUAGACUAAAAGCAUCGCUUUGCUUUGUUUCGAAGUUGUUGCACGCUAUUCCGUGCGUGGCUUACGCGGUGCUGUUAACGCCAUGCGGAGUUUGUGUUCCAAAGUUUGACCUUGGUUUUCGUGGAUGAAAAGGGACCCAUCAUGGCAGCGGCGUAUUACUACAGGCCACACACAGCUCCUUUGCGGGAGAGCCCGGAUUUGCCGCCGCACGACGCACUCAGCCGAAUUUUGCCAGAGUACGAGCAUCUCUUCCGGGCCCACGGGAACCCUGUGCCAGCGCCGGUAGUACCGGCGGCACCGACGGGGUCCAAGAGCCAGGGCGGCUCGACCGCACGGCACACUCUUCCGCCACAGCCAACCAGCACAGCUGAGAGGAUGGAUCCCCACAGCUCCGUCGUCCUGGACUACCAAACCAAGGAGCUGGACAGCUACCGCUCGGUGCUGCGCAAGAUGGCCGACGACAUCCUGGCGUUGCGGCGUGAGGUGGGGCGCCUGGAGAGCGAGAACAGCCGCCUGCGCAGCGAGCUGAGCAUGCACCGCGAGACCGGGCGCGCCCUGCUCGCUGACGCCGACCUCGACGUCAUGACCAAGAGCGAGCUCGCCGACCGGCUUGUGUCCCUGAAGCAGAAGGUGGCGAUGGACACACGGGACAUGAAGGGCUACAAGGACAAGGUGCAGCAGCUGCAGAAUGAGCUCAUCAGGAAGAACGAGCGAGAGCAUGAGCUGCUGCAGCUGCGCCGCGUUCACCAACAGCAGCAGGCGGCGCUCCACAAGUGUCAGGAGCGAGCGGCACGGGUCAAGCGCCUGGAGGAGACUAUACGACAGCAGGAGAAGGUCAUGGAGAAGAUGGAACGGCUGCUGGAGAGGCAGGCCAGGCAGAAGGCGACCAAGCGAUCAGAGUCGGACACUCCGACCAAAGAUGGAGACCUCCUCAAGGACGUGGAGCUGGUGCUGGGGGUGGAGAACGCACGUCUGAGGAUGGAGCUCGAGAGGUUGAGGGCGCAACCUCACCCCCACACCCAGCAAAGGCCCCCACAGGACGAGUUCUCGGUUGCCGAGAAGAUGGCGUUGCUCGCCAAGGUCGAGAGGGCAGAGGGCCGCGUCCAACAGCUAGAAGAAGAGCUGAAGGUGAAAGCCAAGAAGUGGGGGCGUGAGCGGCAGGACUAUGUGAUGCGUUUGACGGAGCGCUCGCACGGCUUCACGAGGACGUCCACCGACAUCCUGCAUGGCUUUCCCGUCGCGGGAUCUUUGCUGCGGCAGGAGAUGGGCCGGCGCUACGGACAGCUGGAGCCACUGGUGUGAUGCUGGCGAGAUGCCGAUGAGACGCCUAUGUGGUGUUGGUAUGACACCAGUGAUGUCAGUGUGAUGCAGUGAUGCCAUUGAGACACUGGUGAGGCACUGGUAUCACGCCGGUCUGAAGCUGUAUAGACGCUGGUGCGACGACUAUGUGACGCUGGAGUGAUGCUGGCAAGACGCUCGUGUAAUGCUGAGUGACGCGGCACCGCGAUCGAAAGACCCCGUCGCGACACAUCAGUAACGAGGGAGGGCGAAUUUCACCACUUUUGCAUGACUUUCGUUAUUGCUGGUGUUUUUACGCUAUUCACGUGCAUUGUUAAUUACCAUUUAUAGCCCUCAUAAACCCACUGCUGGACGAAGGCCUCCACAUUCCGUGUCGGUCAUGAGGGCCAUUUGCUCAUUUCACCAGGCUGGUCAGUCCGGGUUAAUGAGGGCCCCAACCGGUUCAGAUUUCACACACCACUGAUGUUAACCAUGGCUGGGACUCAAACUCAGGUGCCUCUUGUUGAAUAUAAAUAUUUCAUGGCAAGAU
Messenger RNA from Lethenteron reissneri (Far Eastern brook lamprey), 6991 nucleotides. RefSeq names its product coiled-coil domain-containing protein 33-like. The record is from RefSeq and is a predicted model, not a curated record. Lineage: Eukaryota; Metazoa; Chordata; Hyperoartia; Petromyzontiformes; Petromyzontidae. Gene Ontology annotation, cellular component: peroxisome.